AUGCUUGCAAACACUGAAACAGGUUUUAGGCUGGCAAUACUCGAUGAAGACUUCUUCUUGGAUCAAUACGUAGAGCACGCCCGAGAGGACAAUUAUACAACAACUCAAUAUGAGAUACCUCCUAAUGAAACUGAGGAUGGUCUGAUCGGAAUAUCAGACAACAAGGGUUAUAUCAAGUUAUUCAACAUACAACAUAACAAAUAUGCAAUUUUUAAAUUAUUCGUGGAAGAUGACAAACAAUUUAUUCCAUUGAACACACCAUGGAAACAAUUUAAAUUUAUUCCUUACAAUCCAUUGUCUACACCUAGAACUUUUAGGGCUAGAUUGCUAAUGGAGGAGGAGAUGCAACAAGAGGAUGCCAUGCCUUGCUAUCAUGAAACUUCCUCAUUCAAAAUUUGUUUUAUUCAAAAUUUCUCUAAUAAGGUGUAUUUUUCGACAAUUCAUUUCGGAAAUUCAUACUUUGAGAAUGACAGCAUUUAUGCACGAUCGUGCAAGGUAUUUUCUUGCGGCCAACACGAGGAUAUUAUUACCUGUAUUGAUGCUGACAGUGAUUAUCUUGUUUCAGGUUCUCAAACCGGUGAAAUUAAGGUUUGGACGCAUAGAGAAGAGAGUAAACAAAACAAUGAAGAUGAGUCAUUCGAGCUCUACUGGACGAUAUCAGGUGCUCACAAGAAAAAUAUUCUUUCAAAAAUUGUAAUUCUUCAAUCAACGGCUGGAGAAAAUAGGGGAACCUUUAUGAUUAGUGGAGGAGGACCAUUUGGAAUUUUACAAAUAUACAAUAUUCAGAAAAAACAAUCUGUUCAACAAAUAGUUUUAGAGUCGAGUCCUCUAAAUUACAUGAAAUGUUUUUUACCUUCGAGUGCCCUUAUUACUUGUAAUGACUUGGGUACAGUGUAUUUGUAUUCUGAAUCAGAAAAGGACAAUUCAUCAUUCCUUAAUUUGAGUAUUAAUUAUUACAUAUUAUCAGAUAAUAAGAUUCGAGUAACUUCUGCGACAUGUUUUUUUAUGGACCAUGAAAUUGUGAAUGUGUUUGCCAUUAUAUUCCUCGAUGAUUCCAACCAAAUUGUGGCAAAUUCAAUAAGAUUCUAUAUUGGUCAAUUACUUGUCAUAGAAUAUUCUUUUGAAACACCAAUUCUAUUUUGUACAGUUUUAAACUUGGAAAAGAGAGUCCACCUCAAAAGCUCAAUACCCUAUGCUGGGUCACAUCUCAUUGCUUGUGACAAGGACGGUAAAGGUCAUGUGUGGCUAAUUAAUGAAAUCAUUGCUCAAAUCAAAGGAAUGGAUUCCCAGAACGAAAAAGCAGACAAGGCCCAGAGUUGCGAAAAGAGCCAAGAGUCUCCUAUUUCCAUUAAAAAUUACUUGCAUGAACCUGAAAAUAGUAUCACCAUGCACAAUGAAGAUAAUGAUGAAACGUGUUCAGACGAAGAGCUCUUUUCAGAUGUCAUGUCCACUAUUACUGAUGUUUCAACCAUCUCACUUCCAAGAGAACCUGCACAUUUACUGCUACCAAACCCUCAUCCUCUCUUCAACAUCAAACCACAAGAAGGAGGAGAUGAUCACUCUGAAAAGCACACUCAGAGUUGGGAGUGUGAAGAGGACCCGGGAGAUCCUAUUCCAACACCACAACCUCGGCCAACUCGAUCAAUUCCUGCGAUUUCACCAUUCCAAAAUCUGCCAGAAUGUGAUUCAAUGAAAAAGUCGUCCCUGAAAGAAGACACAACCAAUGUCAUAUGUGAACCUCCCCAGAGCGAGCAAACAAGUGAACUCGAUGAAUACGGUUUUGUUCUUACGAAUUCAAAACCCCCACGAAGGUUGAGAAUACAACCCGAAACGACAAAACUUUGUCGACCUCCAAUCCAGCCAGAACGAUCGUUACCAGAAGUUUCUCAAGAAGAGAUGGACGUGGCUCGUAAUGCAAUCUCCAACAACGUUGUCUCGAAACCAUCUCUAACAACAGUUAAGCCAAUAAUCACUUCUCAAGCAGCUGACCAAACCAGCGCUUCUUCCUCAACUCAAGAAGCAAAAGACAACAAUAGAAGGUCCAAUGAGGACGGCACUCGAAACGUCCAUGCAACUUCACUUGAUACCACUCCAAUGAACUCUCUUACACCCUCGAUCAUCCCAAACUCUUCCAAAAGACUCGAGUAUCGUCUUGCACGAAAGCAAGCCGAGCAAUUCAACGAAGAGGCUGCCAGAUUGGUCCUACAAGAAGGGAAUACUUUGUUUCAAAAGAAUGAAGCUGAGAAGGUUCUCAACUAUUCGCCAAAUGAUGCGAUGUUUGGAAAGAUAUCCUCCAACAACAAUGAACAAGAGAGGAUUGAAACCUUUGAGACACGAGUUCGGAAACAAGUGAACAAAAAGUAUCUCAAAGAAGCAAAGGAAAGGCCUUCUUUGAUGAAUCUUUACAACAAAGACGAUUGGGAAAAGGAAAUUACCUUGCAAUCAACAGGACCAAGAAUCAUAUAUUCAAUUGGUGUAGAUCAAUUCGAAAAGCCAUCUCCACACUCAAAAACUGAAAAUGAAUACAUCAGGAAAUAUUUAAAACAAAAUCCAAUUGUUUAG
Molecule: messenger RNA, 2562 nt
Organism: Naegleria fowleri
Lineage: Eukaryota; Heterolobosea; Eutetramitea; Acrasida; Naegleriidae
Exons: 4
Coding region: 1-2562 (853 amino acids)
Molecular function (GO): protein binding
Source: RefSeq, a predicted model, not a curated record